AUGAAAGCUGAUAGUAGUGACAAGAUUCAGGCCCCUAUCCUCUCGCAUCUACCACAAGCAAGUGACUUUACUGCUCGAGCUCUACCUACGAAUCCUUUUAUUACACCUGAUCUCCACGCUGCAUUCAACCUCUGCCUUGACCUCGAAUCUCGUGCUGUUCCCCUCCCGGAUCCAAGGCAUCCUCCUGCCGUUCUCUGCGCCCGUGUAUUAGGAUACACUCUUAUAGAGGCGCCUUCUCGUGAUCACUUGGCGGGAUCCAUCAACAAACGUAGCUCUGAUGACGAUCUUCUUGCCUUGGGUAGGUACUAUAUCUGCCGCUUAUUCAAAGCUGUCAAGGGGCCCACAUCUGUUCCGUCUGAUAGCCCCUCUCCUCCGUCUAUCGAAUACGAGCAAUCCUCUCUCACUAUAAAGGAAGUCGUUCUUCUUCGUGACGGUCACCACUGCAUGCUCAGAACAGACUUGUAUGACAUCUCUUAUGUCGAACAGAAUCCGUCUAUACUCGAGGCACAGAGCCUGAACUGGGCCUUCAGUUCCCUCUACUGCACGUAUAUAUUUCCAGAGUCGAAUUUAGGAGACGGUGCCGAGCACCCAUCUGACAAACUUGAAUGGGCUGCCUCAGUGUGGGCUGCGAUGCAUAUGUUUGGUAUGGAAGAGCUCAAUGGUGCUGGAAAUCACCGAUUGGAGAAUGUCCUCACGUUAUGCGAUGUCCUUCACGAGUAUUUCGGAAAGUUAGAUGAUGGCCAACCGAACACAUAUGUCGCUGUGUCCACUAUGUUCGGUUUAAUUGGACGCCUCCCAAGUCGCGUUGUCACUUUUACUACGCCCGAUCCGAAAGCUCUGCCGUUGCCCAACCCUGCUUAUCUAGCUCUUCACGCUGCUUGUCGUCGCGUCGCUCAUAUGUCGGGUGCUGCUGACUAUGUGAAGAAUGCUCUUCAGGAGGAAGAAGAGGUACGCAACCGGAUUGAGACGAUGGGUGUUCUCGCUGAGGACGGGUCAUCCAUGGACCUUUUUGAGCGAUAUAUUGCUACUCGGUUAAUAGAGAUUACUACGACCUAGCUGAAAGACGCUCAUUCAUCUCGUAUUAGCUUGCCUUCAUCUACGUAGAAUGAAGUUCGGUAUACAGGCUCGUGCAACCUGUGAUUGGUUCACUUGGAGGUCGCAUGACCUCGCGACAUAUACACUCUGCACUUGACACGCG
Messenger RNA from Desarmillaria tabescens, 1198 nucleotides. RefSeq lists its product as uncharacterized. NCBI's taxonomy places the organism in Eukaryota, Fungi, Basidiomycota, Agaricomycetes, Agaricales, Physalacriaceae. Bases 1 to 1056 code for a protein of 351 amino acids. The transcript is spliced from 7 exons. The record is from RefSeq and is a predicted model, not a curated record.